Messenger RNA from Radiomyces spectabilis, 3379 nucleotides. Its product is annotated as putative ABC transporter. Lineage: Eukaryota; Fungi; Mucoromycota; Mucoromycetes; Mucorales; Radiomycetaceae. Gene Ontology annotation, cellular component: membrane. Bases 142 to 3243 code for a protein of 1033 amino acids. The record is from RefSeq and is a predicted model, not a curated record. Gene Ontology annotation, molecular function: ATP hydrolysis activity; ATP binding; ABC-type transporter activity. The transcript is spliced from 13 exons.
CUUUCAUUUCAUUUUCCACUUUCAACCUCUUUCAAGAAAAAAAUUCCCUUUUCGCCCAGCUUUUUACUGCUUGUUUCUCUGCUUCUUUUUUUUUCAAUCUUCUGUCAAAACAUUAUAUACCCAGAGAAUUCUGAUUGAGAUAUGCGGCAACGUUCAUUCUGGUUCGUUUGCCUGAUGCUUAUCGGCGCAGUAAGCGCCCAACUGGAUAUGUCGAUAGGAUAUACACCGCUCAGUACAGUCAAUCCGCUCGCUAUGUUUGAUGGCGGCGAUAAAGAUUGUCCGCCGUGCUUCAACUGUAUGCUUCCAGGAUUCGAAUGUCUGCACUUUGCUAAUUGCAGUGAAUACAACGGCAAAUGUAUAUGUCCACCUGGUUUUGGCGGUGACGACUGCAAACAACCUCUUUGCGGAGGUUUGGAUGAUGGCCAUAAUAGGACGCCUAGACAGAAUGAUCACUGUGAUUGCCCCGAAGGCUGGGAAGGCAUCAACUGCAAUGUGUGUAGUAUGGACUCGGUAUGUGACUCUUUGGUUCCUACCGGUCAAAACGGUACCUGCUAUCGAGGAGGUCUCACGGUCUUUGAGAAUCAUCAAAUGUGCAAUGUCACCAACCGAAAGAUUUUGGAACAACUCAAGACUCAGAUUCCGCAAGUAACUUUCUCUUGCAAUCGACAGCAUGAAACAUGUGAUUUCCAAUUCUGGGUCGAUGAGGUCGAAUCCUUUUACUGUCAUUUGGAUGAAUGCGCUUUUGAUCAAGUGCACGAGUAUGACCGCAAUAUGACCAACUACAAAUGUAAUACUAUCGAUUGUCGAUGUGUGAAAGGCGAAAUGCUUUGCGGCAAAGAUGGCUCUAUCGAUCUGACGGACAUGUUGAAGGAAGAUAUCAAGGGACCUGCCACUUUCAAAUGUGAAGGUUCUAACUGUCUUUUCUCUGAACCGGCAAUGGAUGACCUCAUUUCGGCUGUUUUUGGAGAUGACUCCAUCUUUUUAUCCUGCAAUUCCGGUGAAUGUCUGCAUUACACAAUGGUGCCUGGUUUUCAUCGUCCAGAAAGACCAAUGAAUUGGAUCAUGAUUAUCAGUGGUAUUGCUGGGGUGGGCACCUUCCUUAUUUUGAUCUCGCUCAUUGUCGCCUACUUUGCAAGAAAGCCCAGCGGUUCCGGCUACUUUGCGUUGGCGGAUGACGAAGCCGGCAAAUUGAUGGCGGAACAUACACCUGCCAAUCUUGUUUUCGACAAUAUCUGCUACACUGUCAACAAGCAAACGGUGCUUAAAAACGCGAUGGGUAUGGCUCGGCCCGGAGAAGUCAUGGCGAUCAUGGGUCCAUCGGGUGCUGGCAAAUCCACCUUGCUGGAUAUUUUGGCCAAUCGCACCAAAACAGGCACGGUAUCUGGUCAAGUCUAUCUCAACGGACAAACGCUGUCGCCUUCCGAGUAUAAGAAAAUGAUUGGUUAUGUCGAUCAAGAGGACACCAUGAUUCCGACCUUGACGGUUUACGAAACCAUUUUGUACUCGGCGUUACUGCGCUUGCCGCGAUCCAUGAGUGAACAAGCCAAAAAGUUUAGAGUCAUGGAAGUUAUGCAGGAACUCGGCAUUGAUGGUAUUAAAGAUUCCAAAAUUGGUCAACCGGAUAAUCGUUCCAUUAGUGGUGGUGAACGUCGCCGUGUCGCCAUUGCUUGCGAACUCGUAACAUCGCCUUCCAUUCUCUUCCUUGACGAACCCACCAGUGGAUUGGACGCCUAUAAUGCUUACAAUGUCGUGGAAUCGCUAGUCACUCUGGCCCGCGACUACAAUCGAACCAUCAUUUUCACGAUUCAUCAACCGCGUUCCAACAUUGUCACGUUAUUCGAUCAGCUCGUGCUGCUUGCCAAAGGGCGCAUCGUUUACUCGGGUCCUGAGAAUCGUGUUCAAAGCUAUUUCCGCAACGCUGGCUACUCAUGCCCACCUGGUUUUAAUAUUGCUGACUACCUCAUUGAUCUGACCAUGCAAUCGACGCCACCUCGUCCACCUACCAUUCUGGAACAUAACGAUAACCCGAUUGACGUGGCUUCGACGGCUGCUCCUCCCAAUAAUCGACGUGGCUUUUCUUCUACGGAUCAUCAGCUUCAGGACGAUUUGGAAAACACAAGUCAACAAUGGGCUUCAGAACUAGGCAAUCGAGAACAAGAAACCCGGCCGCGACGAUCCCGCCGAUCGCAACAGCCCAGCAUGGACGUUGUUAUUGAUGGAGAAAACUCGGCCAAUGCUGUGGACGAAGAAGGCUUGACCAUUCAUCUUCGUCGACUCGUUGAUAAUUAUGAUAAUAGUUUUGUUGCCAACGCCUUGCGAAACGAAAUCCGUGGUGCGGUAUCUGCUGCAUCCUCAGCGGAAGGUCAUGAAGCUGUCCCUAUUCGUCCUGUCAAUACACACGAACGUCCUGGUUGUCUAGCUCAAUUCCGCAUUCUCGCCGAUCGAACCUUCAAAAACCUGUACAGAAACCCAAUGCUGAUGUUUGCUCACUAUGCUAUUGCCGUCGCGCUUGCAUUAAUCUGUGGUGGAUUGUUCUACCGGGUGUCAAAUACCAUUGCUGGCUUCCAGAAUCGCAUGGGUCUAUUCUUCUUUUAUGAAGCACUGCUGGGUUUUAUGUGCCUUACGUCGCUUCAAGUAUUUUCCAGCGAACGAGUCCUUUUUGUGAGAGAGCGUGCCAACGGGUAUUAUUCACCCGGGGUCUACUUUUUGUCAAAAGUGUUGUUUGACAUCAUUCCUUUGCGUGUGGUUCCACCGUUGAUGAUGGGCUUGAUCUCCUAUUACAUGGUUGGCUUGGUGGAAGGAGUGGCCGAGUUCUUUAAAUUCCUGCUGGUCAUGGUGCUGUUCAACCUAACAGCUGCCGCCAUGUGCUUGGCUAUCGGUGUUGUUUUCAAGAACCUUUCAAUGGCGAAUCUUUUGUGUUGCAUGGCCAUGCUCUUCUCCAUGCUGUUUGCUGGUCUUUUGCUCAACAAGGAUUCCAUGUCGCCUUACUUCGGUUGGCUGAAACACUUGUCCUUCUUCAACUAUGCUUUGGAAGCUCUGUUGGUGAAUGAGCUCAUUUAUCUUCAACUUGUAGAGGAACGCUACGGUUUAAAUAUCGAUGUUCCUGGUGCUACUAUCUUAUCGACAUUUGGUUUCAACGCCAGAAAUUACUGGCCCGAUGUGAUUAAGCUUGCUGUUAUGUUUAUGACGUUUAUUGUAUUCGCAUUUGUUUGGUUAGUGUUCUUUGUCAAAGAACGUAGAUAAGCCUGACCAGCAAAAAGGCUGUUUUUUUCUCCCUCUCAUUGUACAUGUUCUCGAUUCAGUUUUUAUAUUCUCUUUCCCCCUUUUUUCUACUUUGAUUUGGUUUGUUACGAUAGGAUAAGGGUUCAAACGUUCCGUG